AAAGCUAGCAAUGCUGAAGAGCCCAGAGUUGGAUCAGUGCAACCAGCCUUAAGAGGUUGGGGCUGGAGUCUGUCACCACCGAGGCACUGGGCUACAGUGGGGGAAACACUGGCAGUGUCGGGGGCCGCUGUAAGUGGGGGCAGCGGUGGUAAGGUUUUGGCUGAGCUGAAGCAGAGGGAGGUUCAGACUGACCUUCCUUGCGAUUGUGCCGGGCAGGGCAGGGCAGCGCCGCGCCGCUUCCUCCCGGGCUCGCAGGCGGCCGGCUCACCUCCCAGCGGGGCUUUGUGUCCCUCAGCGCUCGCCCUCUCCACCGCCUCGGGGCCCGGCGGCGGCUGGACCUAGGGUUGGAGGCCGGGCCGGCUAGGGCCGCGCCAACUCCUCCUCCACGGCAGGCCUCGGGCUUUCGGCGGGCUUGGGUAGCGGGCGGCUUCGCGGACGCUCGCAGGUGUCGGGAGAGGAGCGCAGGGGGGGGCCGAAGCUUUCUCUGAAGAUGUCGGGCAUGAAAAGAAAAAUCGAGGAUAAAGAUCCAGACUAUGAAGAUAUCUCAGUCUGUCAUCAGGACAAACGAUGUAAAGUGAUUGAGCAUUCGGCACGUGAAGCCACUUUGCAAAAAAUUGAAGUUAUCAUCAAGGAACAGUUUGCUGUGGAAAUGAGGAACAAAGAGCAUGAGAUUGAGAUUAUUGAUCAGCGCCUUAGCGAGGCCAGAAGGAUGAUGGACAAACUUCGUGCCUGCAUUGUGGCCAAUUACUAUGCAUCAGCUGUGCAGCCCAAGGUAACUGAGGGUCCAAGACCAUAUGACCCAACUGUCUUCAACCACCCUGUCAUCAAGAAAUUUUUAGAAUCUCCUUCAAGGUCAUCCUCUCCAGCCAAUCAACGCUCAGAAACUUCAUCCACCAACCAGUCAGAAACUGAUUCAGUCACUCACCAAGCUGAUUCUUUUCUCGACAAAGAGAGUGAACAGCAGCAGCAAACUGUGGCAAAUGAGGAUAUUCACCCUGAUGGAUCUGAAAAAAGAGCAGGGAGAAAUCGUGGACAGGAUACACUUGGAGUCCCAACCCCACAGGAGAUAGAGCAACGGUGUGCUUACCUCACAACUAGCGAUGACCCUUCACGUCUUUACAUCAAGAAGACAAUUGUUGUUGGCAAUGUUUCGAAGUAUAUUCCCCCAGACAAGAGAGAAGAGAAUGAUCAGUCUACCCACAAAUGGAUGGUUUAUGUGCGGGGUUCACGGAAAGAGCCCACGAUUGACCAUUUUGUGAAGAAGGUCUGGUUUUUCUUGCACCCCAGCUACAAGCCGAAUGACUUGGUGGAAGUCAGUGAACCACCGUUUCACCUGACCAGGAGAGGCUGGGGAGAAUUCCCUGUACGCAUUCAGAUCCACUUCAGGGACCUGCGUAACAAAAGAAUAGACAUAAUUCACCAUUUGAAGCUGGACAGAACAUACACAGGCUUGCAGACGCUUGGUGCAGAAACGGUAGUAGAUGUUGAAUUGCAUCGUGAUUCUCUUGGGGAGGACUAUCUUCCCACUGCACUGCCUCCUUCUAGUUCCGCAGCGACACUGCUUUCUUCAUCCUCCUCCUCCUCCUCCACCUGCAGUAGGACACCUCGAUCCGUUACACCCACGCAACCUGCAUCGUCUUCCACACCCCCAAUAACGUCAGCAGGAGGAGUGCAUGUGUCUUCUGCAGCUUUGAGUUCUGCUUCAGGAAAGAUGUCACACGAUUCAUUGGGAGUCACUUCUGAAAAAGUUAAGUUGGAACUCCCUGUCAAAAAUGAGGUGGGCUCCAGCAGUCACUCAGGACAUUCUUCCCUGGAGCGUACACCAACCAGGCCAGUGGCCACUCAGAAGGUGACAUUUGGAUCACAUGGCAACUCUGCUUUCCAACCAAUCACAGCCAGCUGCAAAAUUGUUCCUCAGGAGCAGCUCCCCAGCCCUGCUGAUUCUCCAGGAAAAUCCUUCCAACCCAUAACAAUGAGCUGCAAAAUUGUAUCAGGAUCCCCGAUCUCAACACCAUGUCACUCUCCUUUGCCACGCACACCAACCUCCACACCUGUCCACAUGAAGCAAGGAUCAUCCGUCUCUGUCAUAAGUAACCCCUACAUUAUUGUAGACAAGCCUGGGCAAGUGAUUGGAGUGCCAACAUCAAAUACAGCAGGGAGUCCCACAGCUAAGCAGACAGGCAUUUCACAAGGUACGCAUUCACCCAUCCCAAAAAUCCAUGGCAGCAGUUUCAUUGCAACAGCUGUAAAGCAAGAAGAUGCGCUCUUUGCAGCUAUGCCGCCUUUGUGCCCCAUUGGAAGUCAUCCCAAGGUCCAGAGCCCUAAACCUGUGACCGGGGGUCUUGGUGCCUUCACCAAGGUUAUCAUCAAACAAGAGCAAGGAGAAGCAGUGGCACAGCAAUCGGGAGUCACGACUGGGCCCACACAGCAGGCUGUGCAGCAGUUUGUGACUGUGAAAGGUGGCCAGGUGAUUGCUGUCUCCCCACAGAAACACAGCAGCAGCAUUGGAGCAGGAGCUACCCAGACUAAGGUGGUUGGGAUUCCAGUGGGUUCAACCUUGCAGCCAGUGGUGAAGCAGGCAGUGGCACUGAGCGGUGGUCAGAUAAUUGUUGCCAAACCAGGCACCACCGUUGCUCGGGCUGUUGGACAGAAGCAGAUUGUGGCUCAGGGUGUGGCAAAGGCUGUGGUGAGCGGAGCAAGUGGAACCAUUGUUGCUCAGCCUGCACAAGCAGUCAGCAAAGCUCAGAGUUCAUCUGUUAUCCAGAAAUCAGGAUCGCAAAGCUCAGUUAUGGCCACUCUGCAGCUUCCAGCAACCAAUCUGGCCAACCUGGCCAAUCUGCCCCCAGGGACCAAACUCUACCUAACAACCAACAGCAAAAACCCCUCUGGCAAAGGCAAGCUGUUGUUGAUACCUCAAGGAGCCAUACUGCGGGCUGCCAAUCCAGCAGCAGGGCAUCAGGUUCAGGGGACCUCACCGAGCACGACUGGCAGCAUUCAGGGCACUGUGGUUGGUGGGUUACCACAGCAACUGGGCUACACCUCAUACAUCCUCAAGCAGACGCCUCAGGGCACAUUUUUGGUUGGCCAGUCAGUUCCUCAGGCCUCUGUAAAGCAUGGACCUGGUGGUUCUAUGGCAGGUAUAACAGUGCAAGGACCGCCUUCCACAAGCUCCCACCAACAAGCCAUCAGAGUAUCCACUGCCCAAAAAGCUGUGUUUGCACAGGUCGUACCAAGUGCCCAGGCAUCCCCUCUGCACUCAGCUGCUGUUUCCUCACUCGUUCAUUCUCCCUUGCCUGAUGGAGCCACAAGGCCACUCUCUGCAACUUCCUCCCUCUCGCAGCCUGGCACCACCACCUUGCGGGUCACUGGAGGAGUCAUCACGACGGCCAGCCUAGCAGCAUCGGCCUCGGGAACAGCAACAGCCACCACAGGAACUGUGGCUCUGCAGUCGGAAUUGACAGGCUCUGGCACCCCUGCACUCUCCGCAGUGCCCGUCGUCAAGGUCUCAGGUCAGCAACCAUCCCUCCUCGUAUCUCCGGUUCAGCUUGCCACCAGCCAGUCAGCCCGCAUCAUCUCCGCUGGCUCCCAGGUAGCACCCACGGUGCCUUCUCAGCACGGUGGUGAAGGAUCCAGUAAGGUCAGCAAUUCAGGAGCAGCCAGUGGGGCUUCCUUUGAGUGCAGUUCCUCUGGGAUGAACACUGCAAGUGGAAAAGCCAGUGAGGCACCAUCAGUGAAGACAGAACCUGGGUCUUCAGGAACUUGCUUCAGCCCCACACUUUGCACAGCUGGCACCGUGAAAGUGGAACGAGCAGGAUUGCAUGGGGCAUCUGAAAUGAUUGACCUUGAAUACAUUGAGAAUAUGCAGCAGCUACUCUCUGCCAUCCUGAAGAAGUUACCCCUGAUCAUGCCCAAGAAAACUGAGGAUUCUCAUCCCUUCUGUGCCAUCUCUCUGGAACAGUAUUACAGCUGGAAUAUUGGAAAGAGGAGAGCUGCAGAGUGGCAGCGUGCAGUAGCUGUGAGAAAGAUCCUGCAGGAGGUGUUGGAGAAAUGCCCGCGGUUUAGCAACAUGGAAGCCAUGAAGACCAAACAGAUUGUGCACUGGUGCCGCCAGCGUGGGUACACACCCCCUGAUCCAGAGAGCUCUGCUACCGAAGAGGAUUCAAUGGAAGAUAUAUUGACGCAGAUAGAUAAUGAGCCAGAAUGUCCUUCCACAUAUACUGGGGCCAGUGAGCUCUGCCAAAGGCUUAUGGAAGUGGAGGAUAUUCUCAAAACCGAAUCUGAGAGUGACGAAGAGGUGGACAUCAUUAACACAACUGAACCUUCCAAAGUGAAGGUCAAGAAAGAGCUGGAGGAUGUUGAUGAAGAGGUCAAAUUCUACAUGGGCACAGUGCCAGCCAUGGAGUAUGCCAGAGACACAGCACAACAGAUCGGUGUUACCAUCGAACCCUUGGAAUUGGAGAGCCAUGUCUUCGCCCCUGUGAUUGAAGAUAUGAUCAUAAAGGCCACUGAACAGUUUGUAAGUGACAUUCUUCGAGAGUCCUUGGGAAUUGCAUACCAGAGCACUCCUCAUAACAGGACACCCAAAGAGCUGAGUUUAACCAACGUGCACCAAGCCAUCUGCAACAUCUCUGUCUGCGACUUUCUCACCAACAAGUACAUGGGCGUUCUAAGAAGUGAACAGACCCCGCAGCAAGAACGAUGAAGGGCCUCAAGCCCUCCACCACUCCAUCGCCAUUCCUGCAUUCAGAUGGGACAUGGGAACAUCUAAGCCAGCUGUUGCACCAACAUGUCAGUGCAUUCUUUCCUUCUUCUGCCAUGCCCACAGUGGGAGAGAGUGUCACUGUGCUGCCUCAGAAUACAAGUCUUUCACAUUUGCCAUGGAGCUGCAGAAGCUCUGGGC
This is a messenger RNA of Pristis pectinata (smalltooth sawfish), 4900 nucleotides long. It is a transcript of the gene yeats2, whose product is annotated as YEATS domain containing 2. Gene Ontology annotation, biological process: regulation of transcription by RNA polymerase II; chromatin remodeling. The record is from RefSeq and is a predicted model, not a curated record. The transcript is spliced from 29 exons. Bases 491 to 4702 code for a protein of 1403 amino acids. Gene Ontology annotation, cellular component: NuA4 histone acetyltransferase complex. NCBI's taxonomy places the organism in Eukaryota, Metazoa, Chordata, Chondrichthyes, Rhinopristiformes, Pristidae. Gene Ontology annotation, molecular function: histone binding.